Cladocopium goreaui is the source of this 1572-nucleotide messenger RNA. NCBI's taxonomy places the organism in Eukaryota, Dinophyceae, Suessiales, Symbiodiniaceae. The record is from the annotation of a GenBank genome assembly.
GCUUCCAUUCAACUUGCCAUGCAGGAGCAUUUGCCCACGGACCUCAAGUGGAUGACGGUGACCUUAGGGAGUCUCAUCGCCAUUGCCUUGGCGUGGGCUGCCUGGCAGACGAUUUUCUUCCAUGAAGAUGGCAAAGAUGCUAAAGGUGGCGUGGAAGGGAUGAGCGAGAUCCAACUGAUGUUCAACAUCGUGAAGUCUGUGGUGGGCGAGGGCAUGUUAAGCCUUCCAGCAGGCAUCGCAGGUGGCACAGGUUUGCUCGCGGGGAGUCUGAUGACCGUCUUCUUUGCAGCCCUGAUGGGCUACACCUUCUCGUUGAUGGGUCGCGUUUGCCACGUCACAGGUGAGCGAAGCCACAAAGAUUGCUGUGCCAAAGUGGCAGAUCCCUGGUUGGCACAGAGCAUGGCAGUGGUCCUCUUCGUGAAAACGAUCUUCACGUGCUUGGCCUUCGCUAUCGUGAUCAGCGAGUCCUUUGCGCGCAUCCUGCGUUUCUGCGGCGUGCAGGGGAUUAUGGCAACAUCGCAGGCUGCUUUGCUGCUGAUGACGUUCUUUGUGCUGAUCCCACUGUGUAUGCAGAAGCAACUUCGCAUUCUCUCCUACACCUCCAUGAUUGGAUGUUUGGGGCAGGUGUGGGUGGUCUUCACGAUGCAGAUCCGCUAUAUGGAUGGGUCCUACAUCCCUGGAGGACAAUUUUACUCCACGCUGCGGACACAGGACCAACCCAACUUCACCGCAGGGGUGAUCUAUUGGAAGACAACGGUGGCCAGUUUCGUCCUGCUCGGGUCCUUGAGCACGGCCUUUAUUGCGCACUACAACGCCCCCAAGUUCUAUUCCCAGCUGCAAGACGCAAGCCCUGAGAAGUUUCGGAAGGUGGUCAUUGGAGCGUUCAGCUUCGCCAUGGUCAUCUAUUUGUGGAUCAUGGCGGUGGGCUACCUGACCUUUGGCACUGCGGCAGAAGGGCUGAUUCUCAACAACUAUUCCGAGAAGGAUAUGCUGAUGACCACGGCGCGAUUUGCCAUCAGCUUUGCAGUGGUCUUUGCCUUUCCCCUUGGCUUCACGGGUCUCCGGGAUUCAAUGAUGUCCACCUUUGAGCUUGGGCAGGAGCACUUUCGCUCGGUGACCUUUGGACUGCUCAGCGUCAUCAUCUGCGGGGCCUGCAGCUUCCACGACUUGGGCCUGGCAAACAGUCUGGGAGGUGCAGUCCUGGGUGCCAUGAUCACUUUGAUCUUUCCCGCGGUUUUGCUUUUCUAUGCUGGGAGGCAGAGCGACAGCGACAGCUCCGAAUUUGGCAACUUCGAGCCCACCUGGGCUGCAGCAGCUGUAGCUCUGGCGGGAGUUGUUCUGCUGGUGUUUGGAUCGAUCAUCGUCCUCAUGAAGAAGUUCUUUCCUGAAGCCCUACAUUUGCCUCAGUAAGAUCUGCUCUGACCGAAGCUUUCCGAGCCAGAUCCCUUUUCCAGGGCUUCCCGACUCCGCCAUGUGCAUGAUGGUUUAGUUGGGAACUCAUUCCCGAAAAACAUGGAGAUCAUGGAGUGGCUUCAUCAGAUUUCGGCAUACCUCCAUGAUGAUCCAUGAUGC